GGCCCAGUCAAGGCAACCAAAAACCAAAAGAGUCAAAAAAUAAAGUGAAAAUGUUAAAGCAACUACUGCUGCUGGCCACUGUGGUGGCGCUGGUCAGUGCUGAACUGCAUCGCAUACCCAUCCACAAGCACCAGCAAAAGAAGACCCGACAGCACAUGAAGUCAGCUGCACGUCAUCUCCGUCAAAAGUAUCACAAGCAGAGUGAACUCUAUGUGGAUUAUGGAGCACCCAACAAUGAUUUAUCUGGUAGUGUGGAGGACUCCAACGCUGACUAUACAACGGAGGAACUAUCCAACAAUCAGAAUAUGGAUUAUUAUGGUGAGAUUGCUAUAGGAACUCCACCCCAGUACUUCAAAGUCGUGUUCGAUACCGGCUCGUCAAAUCUGUGGGUGCCAUCGGUGAACUGCCUCCCUACGGAUCUCGCUUGCCAGACUCAUAAUCAGUACAAUUCGAGUGCAUCCAGCACGUAUGUGGCAAAUGGAGAAUCUUUCAGUAUACAGUACGGCACUGGCAGUCUCACGGGAUACCUCUCCUCGGACACAGUCAGCAUUAGUGGCUUGAGCAUUGUGAAUCAGAGUUUUGCCGAGGCCACCUCUCAGCCAAAUAGCAGUUUUACUGGUGUACCCUUCGAUGGUAUAUUGGGCAUGGCCUAUUCAAGUAUUGCCGAGGAUUCGGUUGUGCCACCAUUUUAUAAUCUCUGGAACCAGGGACUGAUUGAUAAGCCCACGUUUGGUUUCUAUUUGACGCAUAAUGGUUCCGCUGAGCUAGGCGGUGAACUUAUACUCGGUGGAGUCGAUAACACGUUGUUUGAAGGCAAUCUGACCUCUGUCCCUGUCUCCCAGAUGGGCUACUGGCAAUUUGCCAUGGCUGUCGUCGCAAUGGAUAACAAUGUUAUUUGCAGCGACUGUCAGGCAAUUGCGGAUACGGGCACCUCUUUGCUGGCUGUACCCGCUAAUCAACUCACAUAUAUAAAUAAUAUUAUUGGUGCUUAUCAAAUGGACGGGGAUUACUUUGUGGACUGCUCACUUGUAAAUAGUCUGCCAACGCUCAACUUCUUAAUUGGCGAGAGCGUUUUCAGUCUGACAUCCGCCGAAUACAUUACCGUCAUUCAGGAGAGUGACACCAAAUACUGCAUGUCUAGCUUUACGUCUAUUGACACAAACUUCUGGAUUCUAGGUGAUACCUUCAUUGGCCAUUAUUACACACAAUUUGAUUUCGGACACAAUAGCGUCAGCUUUGCACCACAAAUUUAAAACUGCGAACUAUUUUCCAAAUAAUUAUUCGCAAUGGAAAACAGAUAUUAAAAGAAUGCAAGCAUAAUAAAUAAAAAAAAUGAAGUUCUUAAAUGUUAAAAUGUAGAAAGAUACGGUUCUCCGUGAUAUAUUACAUAAUUGUGCAAUUGUUUAUUAAGAUUUAUGACUUCAGAGAGAUGGUGCACUCAAAAAUUUGUGAAAAGUGCAUUCCAAAAUUUAGAAGCCUUUAAAUAUGAAUAAUCGCUUAAGGAUAAUCGAUAAGGUGUUCAAAAAACUCUCAACAAUUGCAAGAAGUCAAAUGAAAUAUACUUUCAAA
Drosophila grimshawi is the source of this 1569-nucleotide messenger RNA. RefSeq names its product lysosomal aspartic protease. Gene Ontology annotation, molecular function: aspartic-type endopeptidase activity. Lineage: Eukaryota; Metazoa; Arthropoda; Insecta; Diptera; Drosophilidae. The transcript has a single exon. Gene Ontology annotation, biological process: proteolysis; cell death. Gene Ontology annotation, cellular component: lysosome. The record is from RefSeq and is a predicted model, not a curated record. The coding region runs from base 51 to 1253 and encodes 400 amino acids.